Messenger RNA from Chenopodium quinoa (quinoa), 1332 nucleotides. Its product is annotated as AP-2 complex subunit sigma. Bases 421 to 849 code for a protein of 142 amino acids. Gene Ontology annotation, molecular function: clathrin-cargo adaptor activity. The transcript has 6 exons. Gene Ontology annotation, cellular component: AP-2 adaptor complex; intracellular membrane-bounded organelle. Lineage: Eukaryota; Viridiplantae; Streptophyta; Magnoliopsida; Caryophyllales; Amaranthaceae. The record is from RefSeq and is a predicted model, not a curated record. Gene Ontology annotation, biological process: protein transport; clathrin-dependent endocytosis.
AUUAAUAUUUUUAAACGUAAUUAUAAAUUUUUAUUAAAUUAUUUUUAAACGUAAUUAAAAAAUAAAUUAAAAAAUAGUGGAGGAGAAAGUGAUGAGAGGUUUUUUUUCUCCUCAUUGCUGUGGUGAAAAAAACAUUUGAUGAGAGAAAUUGUAUGGGAGGGGUGAGAAAGUGGGUAGAGAGAGAUUGAGAGGUUUUUUUUUUUCCUCACUGCUGAGAAUGGUCUAAUAAUAAUUGCACCCCGCACCUCAAUUACCCGUUUACCUCUUCACUAAUUCUCGUCGCCGGCGCCUUUUUCUUCCUUAAUUUCCCGGCAUUACACAAUUCAAAGUUGAACACAUCUAAUUUAGAGAGAGAAAAUUUCACCUCUUCUCACCUACCAUUCACUUCCGAUCUCCCAACAACAAACAAGGAAGAAAAAAAUGAUCCGAUUCAUUUUGUUACAGAACAGACAAGGAAAGACGCGUUUGGCAAAGUACUAUGUUCCUCUCGAGGAUUCCGAGAAGCAUAAAGUUGAAUACGAGGUUCAUCGAUUGGUUGUAAAUAGAGACCCAAAAUUCACCAAUUUUGUUGAGUUCCGUACCCACAAGGUUAUCUACAGGCGUUAUGCUGGAUUAUUUUUCUCCAUGUGCGUUGACAUCACUGAUAAUGAGUUAGCAUACCUGGAGUGCAUUCAUCUCUUUGUGGAGAUAUUGGACCACUUUUUCAGCAAUGUUUGUGAGCUGGAUUUAGUCUUCAAUUUUCACAAGGUUUACCUGAUACUUGAUGAGUUUAUCCUUGCUGGAGAGCUUCAGGAAACGAGUAAGAAGGCUAUCAUUGAAAGGAUGGGUGAAUUGGAGAAACUCGAGUGAUUUGAUUUUGCUGUAGAUGAAUAGCCUGCAAGCUGCUCGUUAUGGAUUGAUGAUUGAAAUUAAAUGAGAUUUCACUUGUCCUUGUUAGGGGAACAGAUAUAUACGGCCUGUGUAUAAUAGAUCUUGUGAUCACCAUCACAAUCCAUUUUUUUUACAGUUAACUUUAUGCUUGGCAAUUUUCUGUAUUAAUAAUUGUGUUUUAGUAUCUUUGCCUCUAUGAAUAUACAGUAUAUGGUUUACUCCUCUCUCUUUCUCUCUCCCUCUUUGCGGCAAGUCGAUUCUCAUCUCUUAUCGGAAAGGCGGGGAGUUUAGGAUGUGGUAACAGCUACCAAGAGGACUUGUGUGACAGUGUGAGGUUACUAGCUCUCAUCUUAAGCAAGACUAUGUGUGCAUGUAAAAUUAGAUACAGCAACUGGAGAACAUCGGUUGAAGGGAAGUUAUUACUCCCUUAGUUUUUUAAGUGUUGCACUUCGUUUUUGCCAA